Molecule: messenger RNA, 4673 nt
Organism: Crotalus tigris (Tiger rattlesnake)
Lineage: Eukaryota; Metazoa; Chordata; Lepidosauria; Squamata; Viperidae
Gene: PDE6B
Product: phosphodiesterase 6B
Exons: 22
Coding region: 196-2757 (853 amino acids)
Biological process (GO): retina development in camera-type eye; signal transduction
Cellular component (GO): photoreceptor outer segment membrane
Molecular function (GO): 3',5'-cyclic-nucleotide phosphodiesterase activity; protein binding
Source: RefSeq, a predicted model, not a curated record
UUUGAAACCAGUCGUUUAAGCUGCUUGGGUAAGAAGAUCUGCUCUCCCACACCCCGGCCAAAACAAUAGCUUGUUGAUGGAUAAUUGCCUUGCUGAUUAUAGUCUCCACACUCUACACACGGACACCACAUUUGUGGGACCACGUUACUUCGCACAGCCGUUGCCUGAAAGCUCCGGAAUCAGAAUUUCCCCAUCAUGAGCAUCAACAAAGAGGAAGUUGAAACUUUCUUGGAUAGCAAUCCAGAUUUUGCUAAGCGGUAUUUUGAGAAGAAACUGGAGGGCAGAAUCUUCAGCGCCAAGAUGAACGGGGAGCUGUCCUCAGAAGACAGCAUGGGUUUUGAGGGGUUGGACCCAGUAGAAACAGAAACUCUCUUUGAGCUGAUACAAGACAUGCAGGACAACAUUAAUAUGGAGAAGGUGGUCUUCAAGACCCUAAAAAAAAUCAGUGCACUCAUCAAUGCUGAGUGGUGCAGUCUGUUUAUGUACAGGCAGCGAAACGGCACCCCAGAGCUGGCUAGCCGGCUGUUCAACGUUCAUAAAGACAGUACCCUGGAAGAAUGUUUGGUGACCUCUGACUGUGAAAUUGUUUUCCCACUGGACAUAGGUGUAUUGGGGCACGUUGCUCAGACCAAGAAAACCGUCAACAUCAAGAAUGCUCUUGAGUGUCAACAGUUUAGUAAAUUUGUUGAUGAACUGACUGAGUCUACUACGAGGAACAUUCUUGCAACACCAAUAAUGAAUGGCAAAGAUGUGGUUGCUGUGAUCAUGGCCGUGAAUAAGAUUGGAGGUCCUUUUUUCACACGUGCAGAUGAAAAUCUGUUCCUGAAGUAUCUCAAUUUUGCCUCCUUGAACCUGAAAAUUUAUCAUCUGAGCUACCUUCACAAUUGCGAAACACGAAGAGGUCAGGUUUUACUGUGGUCAGCCAACAAAGUAUUUGAGGAACUAACGGACAUCGAAAGACAAUUCCACAAAUCUUUCUACACAGUGAGAGCUUAUUUGAACUGUGACAGGUAUUCAGUAGGUCUUCUGGAUAUGAGUAAGCAAAAGGAAUUCUUUGACUUGUGGCCAGUACUAAUGGGUGAAGUUCCACCUUAUUCAGGACCUCGAACGCCAGACGGCAGAGAAAUUAUCUUUUACAAGGUCAUUGAUUAUAUUUUACAUGGAAAGGAAGAGAUUAAAGUUAUCCCAAAUCCCAAGGAAGAUCACUGGGCACUGAGUAGUGGCCUCCCUACUUAUGUAGCAGAAACUGGUUUUAUUUGCAAUAUUAUGCACGUAGAAGCGGAUGAAAUGUUUACAUUUCAGAAAGGUCCUAUUGAUGACUCAGGAUGGACCAUCAAAAAUGUUCUUUCAAUGCCAAUCGUCAACAAAAAAGAAGAAAUUGUAGGUGUUGCUACAUUUUACAAUAGAAAAGAUGGGAAGCCCUUUGAUGAACAGGAUGAAACACUAAUGGAGUCCUUAACACAGUUUCUAGGCUGGUCUGUGCUCAAUACUGAUACUUAUGAUAAGAUGAAUAAACUGGAGAAUAGAAAGGACAUUGCACGGGAUAUGGUGCUUUACCACGUACGAUGUGACCAGGAUGAACUUCAAGAGAUCUUGCCAACAAAAGAGAGGCUUGGCAAAGAGGUGAACGAAUGUAGCGAGGAUGAACUGAUGGAACUUCUAAAAGAAAAGCUUCCAGAUCCUGAAGAAUGUGAAAUCUACGCCUUUCACUUUUGUGAUUUCGAAUGGACUGAACUUGAUCUUGUAAAAUGUGGCAUUCAAAUGUAUUAUGAGCUUGGAGUGGUGAAAAAAUUCCAAAUUCCACAGGAGGUUCUGGUGAGGUUUGUUUUUUCAGUCAGUAAAGGUUAUCGAAAGAUUACCUAUCACAACUGGCGUCAUGGCUUCAAUGUUGCACAGACUAUGUUCACCCUUCUUAUGACAGGUAAACUGAAGCAGUACUACACUGAUCUUGAAGCCUUUGCCAUGGUCACUGCAGCUUUGUGUCAUGAUAUUGAUCACCGAGGAACCAACAAUCUUUAUCAGAUGAAAUCUCAAAAUCCCUUAGCAAAACUUCAUGGCUCAUCCAUUCUAGAGAGACAUCAUUUGGAAUUUGGCAAAUUUCUGCUCUCAGAAGAGUCCCUGAACAUUUACCAGAAUCUCAACAGGAGGCAGUAUGAACAUGUAAAUCACUUAAUGGAGAUUGCCAUUAUCGCCACCGAUUUAGCACUGUAUUUCAAAAAGAGAACAAUGUUUCAGAAAAUUGUUGAAGAGUCAAAGAACUACCAGGAUCAGAAAAAGUGGGUUGAAUAUUUGUCUCUGGAAAGCACAAAGAAAGAGAUUAUUAUGGCUAUGAUGAUGACUGCCUGUGAUUUAUCUGCUAUAGCAAAACCUUGGGAAAUCCAGAGUAAGGUGGCAUUAUAUGUAGCAGCUGAAUUCUGGGAACAGGGAGAUCUGGAAAUUUCUGUACUUCAACAACAGCCUAUUCCUAUGAUGGACAGAAGAAAAGCUGCUGAGCUCCCCAAACUUCAAGUUGGCUUCAUUGACUUUGUGUGCACAUUUGUAUACAAGGAAUUUUCACAGUUCCACCCUGAAAUUCUGCCGAUGUAUGAAAGACUACUCAACAAUCGCAAAGAGUGGAAAGCUCUGGCUGACGCGUAUGAAGCAAAGAUGGCAGCCUUGCAGGAAGAAGAGAAGAAGGACCAAAAGCCAGAUGCUCCUCAAGCACCAAUGGCCAAUGGAGGACCUGUUACCUCAUCUUCAACUUGUUGCAUUCUUUAGGUCAACACAUUAACAAUGCAAGAUUACAAUAAGUCAGGGCUGUUUGACAUAUACAUCAGAACUAGAUUUGCCUCAUGUACCGAUGAACAAGAGUCAUAGCAACCUGGAUCUAGAGAAUCAAAUGUCUAUUUUCAAAUGCAAACUUUGCAUUUAUCCGUCCCCUUGAAAAACUUGAGAUAUAUAGCUAAAUAGCUGAAGAUGCCAUUAUAUGUUCUAAAGUUGUUCUGGGACAUGACAUGCAGACAUGUGUGAGCUAUGUGAACAUUCUGUAUCACUGAACUAACUCUCUGCCUCCUAUGGUAUUUUGGGGCUAUAUUAUUAGAAAUCUAGAAUAAACUGCUUCUCAAGACUGAUUUAUAAAAGCAAAGGCCCAUCAUGGCUGAAGUAGUUUGAAAGUAAGCAGGGUCACAACAAAGCUUUGGAGAAUCUAAGGUGCUCUCAUCAAUAAUCUCUACAAUGAAUUAUUUCACAGCAGUGUAUCCAAAGGAGAAGCUAAUCUAUAGAUAGGAUACAAUCAGCCAUUAAAGGGGAAAAAUGAAGUCUAUCCCCAUGCAAAUCACUGGGGAAGAGACCCACUACGACCACAAAUCUUGCAUCUGCAAGACAUUUAAGUUGCAAUCCUUUUGUCAUAUGUAGAGGGUCUAAGCUUCAAAUCGGGCAUUGGACAUUAGCCUUUACCUGUUCUUACGGAAUAGGUCCCUUGUAUUGAAAGCAGUAAAUCCCAGCUUAAAGACACACACACACACACACACACACACACACACAAAUGUGAGGCUUCCUUUUAGAUCCAAAGCAAUAAUUUGUUAUGUAGACCAAAUAAACACUAAAACAUCCAGAAGAGCUGGUACUUAUUGGCAAAUGCAGUUUAUUUUCAUGAAAUAAAAUGUCAGGGGAUAUAAUGGGAAAGCAGAGCAUAUAAGCAUUCAUGGUUUGAAUUUUAUUAUUAUUAUUAUUAUUCAUAUUUAUUGGCUGCCCAACUCCAGUAAAAAUAAAUUCUGUAAAAACAUGGGAGGAAUUGGGGACUGAGCAUCCAGAAUUAUAAUUUAGUACUAUUGAAUGAAAUAGAACUUAAACUGUAUGUAAGCAAAUUGCUUUUACAUCACAAAUGAGCAUGGAAAUGAAUAUGGAAAAGCAAGGACAUCAGCCUGGCAACUAAAUGCAGAUCAUUCCGCACUAUCAUGUUUCCAAAGCUACCUAUGGCUGGACCAUGAAAAAACUAAGCAAGAAGAAAAUUGACUUGCUCAAGCUGUGGUCUUGGAGAAGGCUCCUGAGCAUGCCUCGGUCAGCAAAGGCGGCAAACAAAUACUGGAGCAUACGGUACCAGACAUAUCACUGCUGUGCAAAAUCACAAAAUUCUAUCUUAACAGUACUUAUUUCAGUCAUGUCAUCCAAUCAAACUCACUGGAAAAGGAAGUUAUCCUUGGCAUGGUCAGCAGUAAGAGGCAAUGAGGCUGCCAAAAAAAACAGGAUACCCAUAUAAGACGACUUUCUAAAGCAUGCAAAUCGGCUUCGAAGUCGGGGGUCGUCUUAUACGCCGGAAAUUACGGUAGUUUUGGCGUAUAACACGACUUUCUAGGCAUGCAAAUCGGCACCGAAGUCGGGGGUCGUCUUAUAUGCCGAGUCGUCCUAUACGCCGAAAAAUACGGUAAGUAGAUACUAUCAAAGCUACUGCUAGCCAAAGCAUAAAAUAAAUUAAAAAGGCAUAAAAGAUAAAAAAAAUGUGUAGAGAGCUGGUCCAUAGAAUUACAAUGAAUCAGACACAAUUGGAUAACAUAUUACAAAUAUGAUAGCAAGGCUAGAGACUAGUUUCUGGUAACUGACUGUAUAAUUGUAGUUAAAAUCUCACAAGUCUGUGUACAAAUUUAAUUUGAAAAGAGUUAUUUUUUAAAAUAAAAUAUUUAAAAACCUCCCAUUCA